AUGCCUAUCCCUUUAUUAUCCACCCAAUCUCCAUCUGCUACAGCUAAUAUUAGGUGUCACCUUAUUCGGGAGGAAAUUUCCUACGAUACUGAUGAUAUGUAUAAUAAAUAUUUGGCUAACUACAAUUUAUUUAAUCGGGAUCAAAAUAUUAUCUAUGCCAAAAUUAUGUCCUUGCCCUCCACUCCAUCCCAUAAUUUAUUUUUUAUAGAUGGUCCUGGUGGUACUGGAAAAUCAUUUCUAUUAAAUACAAUAUUAUUUAACUUGAGAGCUCAAGGUAAAAUUGCUAUAGCUGUUGCAUCUUCUGGCAUAGCUUCAACUCUUCUUCAUAAUGGCCGUACUGCACAUUCACGUUUCAACAUCCCCUUAAGUAUUCAUGAAAGUUCCUCAUGUAAUAUUCCUUACCAAAGCCAAAUAGCUGAAUUGAUAAGACAAUCGGUAAUUAUAAUAUGGGACGAAAUAUCAAUGACUCAUAAACAUAUAUUCGAGGCCGUGGAUAGGUCAUUUCAGGAUAUAAUGAAAUUAGACAAACCGUUUGGUGGUAAAAUUAUUAUUUUUGGCGGAGAUUUUAGACAGAUUUUACCUGUUAUUAAACGUGGUGGAAGAUGCGACAUUGUUAACUCAACCUUAAAACGAUCCUAUUUAUGGUCACAUAUAGUGCCAUUAAGGUUAUGUAUUAAUAUGAGACUUCUACAAUUUCAGGAAGCAAAUGAUUAUUUUAUUAAUAAUGAAUACUCAAAAUUUCUUUUAAGAGUUAGUGAAGGCUGUGAAACAUUCGAUGGCUCCAGGGAUAAAAUAAAAAUUCCUCAAGAUUGUUGUAUAGCUUCCAAUGAUAUCGAGGAUCUUAUUGCUUUUGUUUACGAUAUAGACAAAGACAAUUCAUCAUUUAACCGAACAUCAUUUGCUCAAAAUGCAAUCCUGACCCCUAAAAACGUAGAUGUCGAUUCUAUAAAUAUUAAAUUGAUUAACAAAAUUCCGGGAGAUAUAAUUACAUACAUAAGUGCUGAUGAAACCAUAACCGAGGAUGAAGCGACGUUUUAUCCCACUGAAUUUUAA
This is a messenger RNA of Gordionus sp. m RMFG-2023, 1053 nucleotides long. RefSeq names its product ATP-dependent DNA helicase PIF2-like. Gene Ontology annotation, biological process: telomere maintenance; DNA repair. Lineage: Eukaryota; Metazoa; Nematomorpha; Gordioida; Chordodea; Parachordodidae. The record is from RefSeq and is a predicted model, not a curated record. The coding region runs from base 1 to 1053 and encodes 350 amino acids. The transcript has a single exon. Gene Ontology annotation, molecular function: DNA helicase activity.